Messenger RNA from Nannospalax galili (Upper Galilee mountains blind mole rat), 3506 nucleotides. RefSeq names its product autophagy related 9B (gene Atg9b). Lineage: Eukaryota; Metazoa; Chordata; Mammalia; Rodentia; Spalacidae. The transcript is spliced from 14 exons. Gene Ontology annotation, cellular component: phagophore assembly site; autophagosome. The record is from RefSeq and is a predicted model, not a curated record. The coding region runs from base 39 to 2708 and encodes 889 amino acids. Gene Ontology annotation, biological process: protein localization to phagophore assembly site; autophagy of mitochondrion.
GGGGAGACUUGGGGCCCAGCUCAGUGCCUCUACUCCCCAUGGCGCUGCCAUCGCCUGCUCCUCCAUGUCGGGGACUUGGGGGAGGGAGGGUCUCUGUCUUCUCUCUGUCUCCUGCCAGAAGCUCCUCCUCUUCAGUGUUCCCUCCUACCUCAGGGUCCCCCUGCUUGGCACUGCAGGAGACAGGGGCUUCUCAGCCUCGACACAGUGCCCUUCCCACCCCAGCCACUACCCCAACACAGACCCUGCCCACAAUGACACCCACCUCUGCUCCCCCCUCCUGGGGGGCCCAUUCCACCCCAUCCCCGGCCUCGGUCACUCCCCCUCCCUCCCGCCGGUGCCCCCAGGAUCCUCCUGGGCUUCGGAUAGGCCCUCUGAUCCCUGAGCAGGAUUAUGAGCGGUUAGAGGACUGUGACCCCGAGGGGUCCCAAGACUCACCCCUCCAUGGGGAGGACCAUCAACCCUUGCUUCAUGUGCCUGAAGGGCUCCGUGGCUCCUGGCAUCACAUACAGAACCUGGACAGCUUCUUCACCAAGAUCUACAGUUACCACCAACGGAAUGGCUUCACCUGUAUCCUGUUGGAGGAUGUCUUCCAGCUGGGGCAGUUCAUUUUCAUCAUCACCUUCACCACCUUCCUCCUUCAAUGCGUGGAUUACAGCAUUCUCUUCAACAACCGACCAAUUAACCAUACAAGACCUGGACCGUUCCACAGCAAAGUGACCUUGUCUGAUGCCAUCCUACCCUCAGCCCAGUGUGCAGAGAAGAUUCACAACACUCCCCUGUUGGUCUUCCUCCUGGUCCUGGCUGCUGGCUUCUGGCUGUUCCAGCUGCUUCGCUCCAUCUGUAACCUCUUCAGCUACUGGGACAUCCAGGUGUUUUACAGGGAGGCCCUGCACAUCCCCCCGGAGGCGCUCAGCUCGGUACCCUGGGCUGAGGUGCAGUCCCGCCUCCUGGAGCUGCAGAGGAGCGGGGGUCUGUGCGUGCAGCCGAGGCCCCUGACGGAACUGGACGUCCACCACCGCAUCCUGCGCUACACCAACUACCAGGUGGCACUGGCCAACAAGGGGCUGCUGCCGGCCCGCUGCCCGCUGCCCUGGGGGGGCAGCGCCGCCUUCCUUAGCCGGGGUCUGGCGCUCAACGUGGACUUGCUGCUCUUCCGCGGCCCCUUCUCGCUCUUCCGCGGCGGCUGGGAGCUUCCAGAAGCCUACAAGCGCAGCGACCUCCGGGGCGUCCUGGCGGCUCGCUGGAGGCGCACGGUGCUGCUAUUGGCCGCCGUGAAUUUGGCCUUGAGCCCGCUGGUGCUGGCCUGGCAGGUGCUGCACGCCUUCUAUAGCCACGUGGAGCUGCUGCGGCGCGAGCCGGGUGCCUUCGGGGCGCGCCGCUGGUCCCGCCUGGCCCGCCUGCAGUUGCGCCACUUCAACGAGCUGUCCCACGAGCUCCGCGCACGCCUGGCCCGCGCCUACCGUCCAGCAGCCGCCUUCCUGCGCGCCGCAGAGCCCCCCGCACCACUGCGCGCACUGCUGGCCCGCCAGCUCGUCUUCUUCUCCGGAGCUCUCUUUGCUGCUCUGUUGGUGCUCACCGUCUACGACGAGGACGUGUUGGCCGUGGAGCAUGUGCUCACUACCAUGACCGCGCUCGGGGUCACAGCCACCGUGGCCAGGUCCUUCAUCCCAGAAGAGCAAAGCCAGGGGCGCCCCCCACAGCUCCUGCUGCAGGCAGCCCUGGCGCACAUGCACUACCUCCCGGAGGAGCCGGGUGCUGGCGGCAGGGCCAACGCUUACUGGCAGAUGGCGCAGCUGCUACAAUACCGAGCAGUCUCCCUCCUGGAAGAGCUCCUGUCUCCACUCCUCACCCCGCUCUUUCUGCUCUUCUGGUUCCGCCCUCGUGCUCUGGAGAUUAUUGAUUUUUUUCAUCACUUCACCGUGGACGUGGCCGGCGUUGGGGACAUCUGUUCCUUUGCCCUCAUGGAUGUGAAGCGCCAUGGCCAUCCUCAGUGGCUCUCAGAGGGACAGACGGAGGCUUCACUCUCUCAGCGUGCAGAGGAUGGAAAGACAGAGCUCUCCUUGAUGCGGUUCUCCCUGGCACAUCCACAAUGGCAGCCACCAGGGCACAGCUCUAAGUUCCUGGGGCACUUUCGGGGCCGGGUACAACAAGAUGCAGCUGCCUGGGGUGCAACUUCAGCUCGAAGCCCCCCCACCCCAGGGGUGCUCAGUGACUGCACAUCCCCUCUUCCGGAAGCCUUCCUGGCUAACCUCUUGGUGAACCCCUGCCUGCCCCCAAGGGACCUGAGUCCCACAACCCCCUGCCCUGCUGCUGCCACAGCCAGCCUCCUUGCCUCUAUUUCCCGCAUGGUCCAGGACCCCAGCUGUGUGUCCCCAGGAGGCACUGGGGGCCAGAAGCUGGCCCAGCUCCCAGAGCUUGCUUCUGCUGAAAUGAGCCUCCAUGCCAUUUACCUGCACCAGCUCCAUCAACAGCAGCAGCAGGAACUGUGGGGGGAGGCUUCAGCCUCCUCCCCAUCCAGGCCCUGGUCCAGCCCCUCACAGCCUGCCUCACCUGAUGAGGAAAAGCCAUCUUGGUCAAGUAAUGGCUCCAGUCCUGCUUCCAGCCCCAGACAGCAGUGGGGCACCCAGAGGGCCCGGAAUCUGUUCCCAAGGGGGUUUCAGGAGCCCCCAGUCACCCAGAAGGAGCCCCUCCCAGGCCCCUUGCAUUGAUCGAGGACACCUCAGGUUCUGGCUUUUUCAGGAGACUAGAUGGGGUGACAUGAAGCCAUCUCUCGAGGCCCCCCACAGAUGACAGGCCCAGGAUGCUUUAUUUGGGCAGACUUGGAAGUUAAUGAGGAGCUUGCCCAGAGCACAGAGUGGGAGAUGACUGGGUUUGGACUACGAGGCUAAAUGUGGUCCCCACAAAUAAGGGGUCACUGGCCCCACUGGCUGGAGCAGUUGCUGGGAAGAAGUACCCCAGCAUCCCUAAGGCGGAGGGCAGGGCCCAGGCAAAGGUCAAGCUCUGUGUUAGGGAAGCAGUGAGGCACAUGGCCUGAGAGGCAGGGAAGUUCUUCCUGUUGGCUCCCCCCUUGAGGUUCCUGUGGGACUAGGGGUGGGACAUGGGGACUUGUGAGUGGAAAAACUAGAGAUGGUUUCUGUUUUUGGACUUCAGCACAGCUGUGAUGUCUGAGGAAGUGGGUGGGGCUCCUCAUCCUGUGAGAAAUAAGCAGUAAGGAUUGCUCAUGGCUGUGCUCUGCUGUGAAGUUUGUGGCAUGCCUGGCUCCUGAUAGCUGAGGACUGCACCUGUUUUCUCAAUCACCCAACUGCCUGUGACUGCCUGGAAACUGUUUUCAGAGUGCUGAGUCACAGAGUGUGUGUAGAGCUUCCUCUUAAAGAAUCACCCCCUCCACAUCUGUACACAUUAAAGCACAAAACUUUAAUUGUAAUUCACAAGGGCUGGGUUAAGCAUCUCAUGACAUCUGGCACGGUGUUUUAUGAUGAAUCUUCAAUAAAUAUUUGAAUGACUUA